AUGACCAUCAAUAAUAUAUUGUGGUUUCGCCAUGGGCUUCGCUUGCACGAUAAUCCCAGCCUGCUGGAAGCGCUCAAGAGCGAUUGCAUGAAUCAGUCCAGUGAGGCGGUGAAGCUGUUCCCGAUCUUCAUAUUCGAUGGCGAAAGUGCAGGCACCCGCAUCGUGGGGUACAACCGGAUGAAGUUCCUGCUUGAAUCGUUGGCUGACCUUGACCGGCAGUUUCGUGAUCUUGGCGGACAGUUGCUAGUGUUUCGGGGGGACAGCGUAACCGUGCUUCGCCGUUUGUUCGAGGAGCUGAACAUCAAAAAACUGUGCUUCGAGCAGGACUGUGAACCGAUCUGGAAGGAACGCGAUGAUGCCGUCACGCAACUGUGCCAGAAGAUGGAUAUCCGAUGCGUGGAGAACGUAUCGCAUACGCUCUGGAACCCGAAUGAGGUGAUACAGACAAAUGGUGACAUUCCACCGUUAACGUAUCAAAUGUUUUUGCAUACGGUGAACAUAAUUGGAGAUCCACCUCGUCCGGUCGGUGCACCAAAUUUCGAAUACAUUGAGUUUGGCCGCAUCCCGGCCAUACUUUCUUCCGAGCUGAAGCUUUGCCAGCAAAUGCCUACGCCGGAAGAUUUUGGCAUUUUCUACGAAGGCGAUGCGAACAUUGCCUUCCAGAAGUGGAUUGGCGGCGAAUCGCGUGCUCUGGAAGCGCUUGGCGCACGGCUGAAGCAAGAAGAGGAAGCUUUCCGCGAGGGUUACUAUCUGCCAACGCAGGCCAAACCGGAAAUUCUUGGUCCAGCAACGUCCAUGAGUGCGGCUCUCCGUUUCGGCUGUCUUUCCGUACGUAUGUUCUACUGGUGUGUGCACGAUCUGUUCGAGAAGGUGCAGUCGCACAGCCAGUUUAAGUAUCCCGGAGGCCAUCACAUCACCGGGCAGCUGAUUUGGCGCGAAUACUUCUACACGAUGUCGGUACAAAAUCCAUACUAUGGUGAGAUGGAACGCAAUCCGAUUUGUUUGAACAUUCCUUGGUAUGCACCGGAGGAUGAUUCGCUGGUCCGAUGGAAGGAGGGCCGGACGGGUUUCCCAAUGAUUGAUGCGGCCAUGCGGCAACUGUUGGCUGAAGGUUGGCUGCACCAUAUAUUGCGCAACAUUACCGCAACAUUCCUUACACGCGGAGGACUUUGGCUAAGCUGGGAGGAAGGAUUGCAACAUUUCCUCAAGUACCUGCUGGAUGCUGAUUGGUCCGUGUGUGCCGGCAACUGGAUGUGGGUAUCUUCAUCCGCUUUCGAGCGAUUGCUCGAUUCAUCUAAAUGCACCUGUCCGAUUGCACUCGCGCGCCGACUCGAUCCGAAGGGUGACUACGUCAAGCGCUAUCUACCCGAACUGGCCAACUAUCCGGUACAAUUUGUACACGAACCAUGGAAAGCUUCCCGGGAGCAACAGAUCGAGUAUGGGUGCGUAAUUGGCGAACAUUAUCCGGCACCCAUGAUCGAUUUGGGCGCAGUGUCGAAGCGUAACGCGCACACGAUGGCCUCGUUAAGGGACAAGCUGGUGGAUGGUGGUUCUACACCGCCCCAUUGCCGCCCGUCGGAUAUUGACGAGAUCAGACAGUUCUUCUGGUUGUCAGAUGACGCCGCAACAGAAGCGUAA
Molecule: messenger RNA, 1638 nt
Organism: Anopheles marshallii
Lineage: Eukaryota; Metazoa; Arthropoda; Insecta; Diptera; Culicidae
Gene: cry
Product: cryptochrome-1
Exons: 5
Coding region: 1-1638 (545 amino acids)
Biological process (GO): circadian regulation of gene expression; entrainment of circadian clock by photoperiod
Cellular component (GO): cytoplasm; nucleus
Molecular function (GO): FAD binding; DNA binding
Source: RefSeq, a predicted model, not a curated record